Emys orbicularis (European pond turtle) is the source of this 3047-nucleotide messenger RNA. It is a transcript of the gene FBXW2, whose product is annotated as F-box and WD repeat domain containing 2. Gene Ontology annotation, molecular function: protein binding. NCBI's taxonomy places the organism in Eukaryota, Metazoa, Chordata, Testudines, Emydidae. The transcript is spliced from 8 exons. The coding region runs from base 192 to 1556 and encodes 454 amino acids. The record is from RefSeq and is a predicted model, not a curated record.
GUGGUGUGCGCGCCGGAAGCUGCUCGGGUAGAGGCUGUGCCUGUAGUGGGAUCUAGUGGCGGCAGGAGAAAUGGCUGCAGAGGAAUCCCAGCUCCUGUUGGGCUCCAGGGAGCCAAGUGAGCAAUGGCUGGUGCCUGCUGAGAGACGCUUUGUGCCUGACACCUACCUAAGGUAAAUUUUUCCAUAACCUUAUGGAGAAAAAGGACUUUGAAGCAUGGCUUGAUAACAUUUCUGUUACAUUUCUUUCUCUGACGGACUUGCAGAAAAAUGAAACUCUGGAUCACCUGAUUAGCUUGAGUGGAGCAGUCCAGCUCAGGCACCUCUCCAAUAACCUAGAGAUUCUCCUUAAGCGGGACUUCCUCAAACUCCUUCCACUGGAACUCAGUUUUUAUUUGUUAAAAUGGCUUGAUCCUCAGACCUUACUCACAUGUUGCCUCGUGUCAAAGCAGUGGAAUAAGGUUAUAAGUGCCUGCACAGAGGUGUGGCAAACUGCUUGUAAGAACUUGGGUUGGCAGAUAGAUGAUUCUGUUCAGGACCCUCUGCAUUGGAAGAAGGUUUACUUGAAGGCUAUUUUAAGAAUGAAGCAACUGAAGGACCAUGAAGCCUUUGAGACAUCCUCAUUAAUUGGACAUAGUGCCAGAGUAUAUGCACUUUACUAUAAAGAUGGACUUCUUUGUACAGGUUCAGAUGACUUGUCUGCAAAGCUGUGGGAUGUAAGCACAGGGCAGUGCAUAUAUGGUAUCCAGACACACACUUGUGCUACAGUGAAGUUUGAUGAGCAAAAGCUUGUAACGGGAUCCUUUGAUAACACAGUAGCCUGUUGGGAAUGGAGCUCAGGGGCCAAGAUCCAACAUUUCAGAGGGCAUACAGGUGCAGUUUUUAGUGUGGACUACAAUGAUGAACUUGAUGUUCUGGUCAGCGGUUCUGCAGACUUCACUUUGAAAGUAUGGGCCUUAUCAACAGGAAUGUGCCUGAAUACACUUACUGGACACACUGAAUGGGUCACUAAGGUGGUUUUGCAGAAGUGUAAAGUCAAAUCUCUCAUGCAUAGUCCUGGGGAUUAUAUUCUUUUAAGUGCAGAUAAGUAUGAAAUCAAGAUUUGGCCUAUUGGAAGAGAAAUAAACUGCAAAUGCUUAAAAACCCUGUCCGUAUCUGAAGAUCGCAGCAUCUCACUGCAGCCCAGACUGCACUUUGAUGGUAAAUACAUAGUGUGCAGUUCAGCUCUAGGAUUGUACCAGUGGGACUUUGCCAGCUAUGAUAUUCUCAGGGUCAUCAAACCUCCUGAUUUUGCAAACUUGUCCUUGCUGGGCUUCGGAGAUAUAUUUGCCCUAUUAUUUGAUAACAAAUAUCUGUAUAUAAUGGACUUGAGGACAGAAAAACUGAUUAGCCGGUGGCCCCUGCCUGAAUAUAGAAAGUCAAAGAGAGGUUCGAGCUUUCUGGCUGGUGAAAUGUCUUGGCUAAAUGGACUAGAUGGCCAAAAUGACAUGGGCCUGGUUUUUGCCACCAGUAUGCCAGACCACAGUAUUCAUUUGGUAUUGUGGAAAGAACAUGGCUGAAGAUGUGGCAGGAUAUUCAUGAGUCUGGGGCUGGAAGCAGUGUGUCCAUGAAAGAAGACUUUGCAUGAACCAAAGUUGCACACCUAAUGGUAUCAUCAUGCAAUGCACAAUCAUUUAUCUUUUGUUUUCUAGGGCAUUUGGGAGAGAUGGGCUUGUUUUGACAUAAUACAACACAGCAUGCUAACAAUAUUUGCCAAUGAAUUUAAUCUGUACUCGUAUUUAAGCAUACAUAUUUGGGUUUUCUUGACAAAGUAUAGAUUAUAAAAAUUUAAAUCACUCAGAUUUAUCGUUUAAGUCUAAAAUGAAAUGGUGUUUGAUCUGAAAGACUUCUAUCCUAUAUCUUUUGCUGAAACAAAAGGUGAAGCUACUAUCUUGUUAUGAUAGGCUUUUAUACAUGUAACAUCAAGUGCUAAUCACAGUGCUAAAACUGCACCAGUACAAAGAAUACUCAGUGCACAACUGCAUGGUUUCCUCAACUAUCAGCCUAUUCAGGAACUUGGUUUCUCCUUAUUGUAGUUUUAAACUCUUAGCAACCUGAAGUCAAGGUUCUUCUCGGCUCCUUGGAGCUUGUUUCUGGGACCUUGAAGUGAAAAAAUUCUCUAAGUCCUUUUGCCACUAUCAGAAUAUUUCUUGAUGACAGCGAUAGCUUGUUUCUUUAAGUAGGGUGCUGUGUUCAUGUGAUAUUCCCAUCCCUUGGCCAGACUCGGGCAAAUUCUUAGACAUAAGCAGCAUAAAUAACUGCAGGAUUUGAACUUGGAGAAUUUGUGGGCAAUUUUUUCCACAGUUCACUGCUGGAGUGGAAUUGCCACAGAAAUAAACAAUCUUUUCGUGGACAGGGAUACAACACAAUAAAACCAACCUGCAAGUUUAGUGUGCCAUUGCACAGUUAUUGAAUAAAUAUUUUGGACCAUGUGUUGGUCUUUCCUCAGGGACUGAAACAUGGAAUAUUUAUUUGCACAAAAUUCUCCAGCAGUUCAUCCAGUAUGGCUUUAUUAACAUUGCAUAACUUUUCUAGAGUUUGAUUGAGCACAGUUUAAUCCAUACAUUUAGGGAAAACAUUAAGGGAAAGGAACUUGUUUAAGGCCGAGGCAGCAGGCUUUAGGCUCAGACAUUGUGUAUCAAAUGACAUCUAAGGGCUGUCUACCAUCCAACAUAAGAGUGUGCUAAUGAGUACAGAAGUACCUGUUAAAUCUGGAUUGGAGAAGGAGGAUGAAAAUUGUGACAUUGUGAAUACACCCUGUUUUCAUAAGAGUUCAGGAGUUCUAAACAUAAAAGAAUAGAACUAAAAUAAUCCACUGUACUCUUCUCUGACCAGUUUUACUAGGCCUGACCACUGUAGAGGGUAAAGAUUUUUAGUAAAUAUUUUUAAUAGUAGGUAUUCAAAUAUUAUGCUGAAUCUGACUUUUAUAUUUAAAAGCUGUAUCUAUCAUUACCUGACUCCUAUGCUUUAGAACUGCAUUUCUACAUUUUGAAAAUAAAAUUUCCCCUCCA